Pocillopora meandrina is the source of this 3388-nucleotide messenger RNA. The record is from the annotation of a GenBank genome assembly. NCBI's taxonomy places the organism in Eukaryota, Metazoa, Cnidaria, Anthozoa, Scleractinia, Pocilloporidae.
AUGGUGUCUGUCGCUCUCCGACAUCUUACCAGCCAGCAGUGUGGGACUGAUCUUCACUCAGUCUACCAGAUGAUGCUUCAAGGCCACACCUUUAAGACCUUGAAGACCCAACCAGGUACACUAGAAUGCAGACAGGCCUGCCUCGCUGAUAUCAGAUGCCAAAGCUAUAACGUCGUGUUCAAAGGGAUAUGUGAGUUAAAUAACAGAAUUAAGGAGGCUAGACCGGACGAUUUUGUCAAAGACUUGGAGCGGUAUUACGUGAAAAGCUCAACAAGAGGUAAGAAAACUAAUUAAAAGUAAACUAUUUAUGAGAAACGAGUUACUAACUUCAGAAAACAUCUAGCGUGGAUUAUGCUAAACCUGUCAUUCGUAUGAUAUCCAUGAUGUCUUCUCCAUAGAGAUGUCCUCUCCAUAGUUCUCCAUGGUUUAGUCGCGUAAAGAGGCCAACAAGGUCGGACAUGACUCGCACGAGCCUGUUAUUUUUUCGGUUCCAUGUCAAAACUUACAACUUUAUUCAUCACGAAAUCAUUAUAAUUUAUACAGAGUGCAGUGCUCGUGCUUAUGUUAAUUGCAUAGUUGUGCGUGCUGUGCGAGAGCGAAGGUGACAUAGUGUAACAAGCCAGCAAAAGGCUGAGGUCAAGUAAAAGAGUAAUGGAACGCUCAAGUACGAUGGAAAGUUACUCUAUUCAAAGCUGGAUAACUGCAAUUCCGUUCUCUGAAAUAAAAAACAGGACCUCAAUUUCGCAAUAGUAAAGGAACAUAAAAAACUUAAAUUGUUCAGUUUUCUGUUGUAGGGCCAAGGUAAGAAGCGCUGUGAACGAAAAAUACGAAAAAUGGAACUCGUGCAUUAUUUUCCUCACGUGGGUUUCCAAAAACCUAACGUCAAGCAAGUCCUGAAUCUCUAAGAUUUUUCAACGAGACGCGCGCUGGAGGCUUGGUCGAAUCUCAAAGUUUUCCUCAACAUCCAAUUGGCUGCAAAAGCAAAACAAUACAGAAACACAGAUUGCCUAGAGACCCUUUCGUUUAACAUCUUCCGGGCCAAAACGGCGUUUUAAAUUUUGUUUCGUUCACACCCAGUCCCACUAGGUUCCGUUCCUGGGGUGCCAGCCGAUUCGUGUAAAGAAAUCAAGGCGAGUGAGGGUGGACAAGCGAUCAGCGGUAAUUAUUGGUUGGAUUCCACCAGAUCUGGAAAUUCUAUCUUAGCUCGCUGUGACAUGAAAACAGAGGGUAGGGAAAACAAAACACUUUCUUCUCUCACAUGUGCGUAGCGAAUAUUGACAGAAAAAAAGUCUGGAAUGUCUAUUGAUCAUUUGUUAUCAUUUUGGUUUAGUUGCAGACUAUUGCAUCAAGCAUAAGUGUCAGAACAGUGCAGCAUGUGUAAACAGGAAUGUGAAUUACACAUGUGCGUGCACCUCAUCAGGAUGGACUUUACCCUACUGCGAAAAAGGUAGAAUCUAAGUACUAAAUCUGAAUAGGGUUUUUAGUAAAUAUCAAUUGUGUUUAUUCUCUUUCCUAUGACCUUUUAGAUAUCAAUGAAUGCAAAGCAGGCAUCCACGAUUGCCAUAGCAACGCUGAAUGCCAAAACACUAAUGGCUCCUACAUCUGUAGCUGUAAACCAGGAUUUCAAGGAGACGGAAAACAGAAUUGCAAUGGUGAGAAGAGCCUUCAUGGCUAUGAGCUCAUUAUUCCAAAAAUUUGGUUUCUUUCUUGAAAAGGAAAUCCUCAGAAAAAAAAUUCUUAUUUUCGAAAUUGAUAGCUGCGAGCAGAAAAAAAUUGGCAAUCACUAGUGUAUUUGCAAACAAGGAUUUCAUGGAUAUGGAACAAAAAGCUGAACAGGUCAGAAAGAAUUUGGAAAAAUAAAAUAUCCAUAUGUAAAGAAAAAUUUGGGUGAAGUUUUACUUUUCGAAUAGAGGGAUGUUAUUAGUCAGUAUGUCAAGUAUGUUUUGAUUCUCCGUAUCAUGUGGUUAAAACUUAGAACACCGGCCUCAUUUAACUAUUUUACUUUAAGGACUUCAACCAACUCUGCUCCUUGGAGGGUCCAUCAGACACCCUCUUUCUAUGUUUACGAGACUUUUUGCUGGCCUCCCUACAGAUAAUGCCAUUUUUACCCCGGUCAGUUUGUUAGAACAGCUACGCCUUCAGUAUUAUCUUAGCGACGUAGUGCUUAAUGGUUUUAAGCAUGGGCCUAAUAUCAUUUCCAUUCUUCAUUCUCGAUCUGAACCUGGUCCAAAUUAUAAACCUGCUCUCUCUCUCUCUCUCUCUCUCUCUCUCUCUCUCUCUCUCUCUCUCUCUCUCUCUCUCUCUCUCUCUCUCUCUCUCAGUGCUCCUCUCUCUCAAUGAAAGUGUGCAACUUCUUUGUCAGUGCAUUCGUUAAAUUCCUGGUGUCUGAUACGUCAAACUCAAAAUUUUUAGUCAUAAAUUUAAGCAUUGUUCUUAACUUGAAGAACAUUAUAUUUAAGUGAAGAAAUGGUCCUCUUAAUCAGGUGAGCAACAACUAAGCAAUUUACCACUGAGACAAAGUUGUUCUUUCAUCGUUGAAGCCGUUCCAUCCCUAUUUCUAAUCGUGUGAGUUUCCGACUUAUUAUUUUGGACUUAUCUCUGAUAUUUAGAUAUCAACGAAUGUACAGAAGGAUCUCACGAUUGCCAUCGUGACGCUACUUGUCAGAAUACUGUAGGCUCGUAUAGGUGUACGUGCAAUUCAGAAUACAUUGGUGACGGACUGAAUUGCGAGCCUAAAGGUGGGUAGGACUAUUAUAAAUAUGCCAAGAGUCUGGCAUCAAAAGCUCACGAUCACCGCUUUAAUAGGUUUUUAUCUUACUACUGUAGUGCCCUUUUGGGCAUCUUUCAGUGUCGUUUUUGCCUUCAUCAUGACUUAACACUGUUGUUUUGGAAAAAAUCUGGGCGAUAACCUCUGAGUAUGAAUGCAGCUUAGUUAAUGACUGCGUUGGCACAAGGGUUACAGGCAAGUUUCACAUACAAUCAUCUAUUAUUCUAAGCUGUUUGUCUGUCAUUUUUAUACCCAGAAUGUAGCAGCUACAAGAUUUUAAAUUCUUAUCGAAGGAACAAAUCUUAUAAGUCAAGUUCACCAUAUAAAUGCGACGAUAAACUGAAUACGAAGUGGUUCCGUUUUACUGGAGCCGCAGGUACAAGAAUGCCAACUUCAUGUGUCACUUUUAAAAGAUGUGGCGGAAAGAGACCAGGUUGGUUGAGUGGUGGUCAUCCCAACAAAGUUGACGGCAGAGUGUCUAGGACGGUUUAUUUCCGCUCGUCCAAUGACUGUAAAGUUAGAUCGAAGACUAUUCAAGUUAGAAACUGCGGUUCUUAUUAUGUCUACUACUUAAGCGCUGUAGACUCUGGUUCAAAGUGCCAUCGUUUCUGUGGCACUUGA